AUUAAUAUAAAUAUGGAUGAAGAAAUAUACUUUUGUAAACAUUGCGAUGGCUUGAUCGAAUCAUUUAAUGAAGCAGGCAAUCACCAAUGCUUUCGUGGAAAAGAACAUAUUUAUCAAGAUGAAGAAGACAACACAAUCUUAUUUGUUCAUAAUUACGAGAAUGAUAAUAAAGAAAACCGUGAAGAGCAAGUGUUUAACAACGAAAAGUCUGAAGUUCAUAAUCAUUUAUUAUCAGAUUACACUGCAUUUAUUGAAAGUGAUGAAGACUUAAGUCAAUCUGUAGAUUUUCAAACGGAGAGUAAUCCUAAGAAAAAUGCUGUGUGGACAAAGCAAGCUACGAUGGCAUUGCUUAGCCUAUACGAAGCAAAUUUACAGAUGCUUACGGAUAUUGGCAAGAAAUCAAGGGUGUGGAAGAAAAUAUCCGAAGGGUUAAAAGAAUUACGUAUACAGGUAACAGCAGAUCAGGUUAAGUGGAAAUUUAAUCGCUUAUAUAACAAAUAUAAAGAGUGUAUCGACAAUAACAAUAAAAGUGGAAGAGCUCAUAUGACAUUUGAAUAUUAUGAGCAAUUCGAAGAAAUUUUUCAUAAAGAGAAAAAGGUUUCCACUUCAAGUACAUUAUCUUCUUCGAUACUUACUACAGAUGAAAAAAAAAGGAAGCAUGAUAUAAUCGGAUCAAAGAACAUUAGUAAGAGUAAAAAAUUAAAAAUAGAUGCUAUAUCCAGCGAAAAGAAUCUACCACCAGUUGAUAAGUCUCCAAAACUCAAAACAACUCCGAUUGCAGACGUUAAACAAACUGCAAGAAACCAGCAACGCAUUCAAAGUAUGGAAAUUUUGGAAAAUAUUAAAGAAAACCAGAAGGCUAGAGAUGAGAAAAUGACUAAAUACUUAAAAAUGAAAGAGAAAGAAAUGGAUUUAAAAAAAAAAGCAAUCGAUGUUCGUGAAACUGAAAUGCAAGUUAAAAGAGAUGUUGCUACUGAAAAACUAAAAUUUAAUGAAAAGAAGCAUAAAGACUGGUUAAAUAUAGAAAAAUUGAAAUGUGAGCUUCUAAAAAAACUAUUAAAAAAUCGUACUGACAGCGAAGAGUCUGAUUAA
This is a messenger RNA of Cotesia congregata, 1092 nucleotides long. The record is from the annotation of a GenBank genome assembly. Lineage: Eukaryota; Metazoa; Arthropoda; Insecta; Hymenoptera; Braconidae.